AUGAAUUAUGUAGCUAUUCAAACCACAAUAGUAUUAGUCUCAUCUGUUAUAUCAUCAAUUCCUAUCGUCCAUGCCGGAAAUAUUCCCGCGAUCAUUGCAUUCGGAGAUUCGAUACUCGAUACGGGAAACAACAAUAAUCUCUAUACUCUGACUAAGGUUAACUUCUAUCCGUAUGGGAGAGACUUUGUUACUCGGAUGGCCACUGGAAGAUUUGGCAAUGGAAGGAUUCCUACAGAUUUAAUUGCCGAAGGUUUAGGAAUAAAGAACAUUGUACCGGCUUAUCGUAGUCCAUUCCUUCAACCCAAUGAUAUCUUAACCGGUGUUAGUUUUGCUUCCGGUGGUUCCGGUUUAGAUCCAAUGACCGCCAGAAUUCAGGGGGUUAUUUGGGUGCCAGACCAGUUAAACGACUUCAAAGCUUACAUAGCAAAGCUAAAUAGCAUAACAGGAGAUGAAGAGAAAACAAAGUCAAUCAUAUCGAAUGCAGUUUUUGUCAUUUCAGCUGGAAAUAACGAUCUCGCCAUCACAUAUUUCAAAAAUCCAGCAAGAAGCACUCGUUACACUAUCUUCUCAUACACUAACAUGAUGAUUUCAUGGACUGAAUCAUUCAUAAAGGAAUUGUAUAAUUUGGGAGGGAGAAAAUUUGCAAUAAUGGGAACAUUACCAUUGGGUUGCUUGCCAGGAGCAAGUAAUGAUCUUGGAGGAUUAUGUCUAGAACCGGCAAACACAGUGGCUAGUCUUUUUAACCAGAAGCUAGCGAACGAAGUGAACAACCUCAACACGAUGCUCCCAGGUUCUCGUUCGAUUUACGUCGACAUGUACAAUCCUCUUCUUGAACUUGUCAAAAACCCUCUAAGAUCAGGAUUUACAUCGCCAACUAGGCCUUGCUGUUGUGCUCCGGCAGCUCCUGUACCAUGCUUGGAUGCAUCUCGUCAUGUGUUUUGGGACAUUGGACAUCCUUCCGAGAGAGCUUAUCAGACUAUUAUCCCUCCCAUUAUCCAACAAAUCCAACAAAGCUUCGCUUGA
Messenger RNA from Capsella rubella, 1023 nucleotides. RefSeq names its product GDSL esterase/lipase At5g63170. Gene Ontology annotation, cellular component: extracellular region. The transcript has 5 exons. The record is from RefSeq and is a predicted model, not a curated record. Bases 1 to 1023 code for a protein of 340 amino acids. NCBI's taxonomy places the organism in Eukaryota, Viridiplantae, Streptophyta, Magnoliopsida, Brassicales, Brassicaceae. Gene Ontology annotation, biological process: lipid metabolic process. Gene Ontology annotation, molecular function: lipase activity.